Messenger RNA from Salvia hispanica, 552 nucleotides. RefSeq lists its product as uncharacterized. Lineage: Eukaryota; Viridiplantae; Streptophyta; Magnoliopsida; Lamiales; Lamiaceae. The record is from RefSeq and is a predicted model, not a curated record.
UGUUUGUAUAAAGCCCAUAUAGCAUUACUGAAGCAAAAUCCCAGAUUUCAGGUGGAAACGCAGAAACCAGAAAGCCUUGAAAUUUCACUCUCCAAUCACCCAAAAAGCUUUUUUUACGGCGAAAUGGCCGCCGGCGGAGACCACCACCACCACGCAGAUGCGGCACACGGCGGAGAUUUCAGGGCGAAAGUGUGGAGCAUGACUGGCGGGGCCAAUUGCCGCCCCAAGCACUGGAAGCGCAACACCGCCUUCGCCAUGGCCGGCAUCUUCCUCAUCUGUAUCCCCAUCGCCAUCAAAUCCGCCCAACUAGAGCAACGCCCGCAUACCCCUGUCCGCCCGAUUCCCUCCCAGAUGUGGUGCAAAAAUUUCGGCAACAAGGACUAUUAGUUCAUUGUAAUGCUUUCUUAAGGAAUACUUUGUGGUCUUCCCCUCGUUCGUUCUGAAACCUUUUAUGUUUCUCGAACGAGCCUAUCAAACCGUAUGGCAUGUAAUAAGAAAUUACUGGAUUUGUCAUUUCGUGAUACCAAGAAAAUCUCAAGUUUCAGAUGCAAA